This is a messenger RNA of Metopolophium dirhodum (rose-grain aphid), 2857 nucleotides long. RefSeq names its product glutamate receptor ionotropic, delta-1 (gene Ir76b). Gene Ontology annotation, cellular component: membrane. NCBI's taxonomy places the organism in Eukaryota, Metazoa, Arthropoda, Insecta, Hemiptera, Aphididae. The record is from RefSeq and is a predicted model, not a curated record. The transcript has 8 exons. Gene Ontology annotation, molecular function: ligand-gated monoatomic ion channel activity. Bases 360 to 2033 code for a protein of 557 amino acids.
UUUAAUAAUAUGGCACUCUCGCCGUCGUGUGCAAUAAUAUAUUAUAAACGCGCACGAUAUUCAAUUAUUCUGUGACACCAUAAUAUAAUAUGUACUUACGUUCGCACGGUAAUCGUUAAUAUUUAACACACGCGUUUCAUUAUUUUAAAACCUAUAUGUAACAUUUUGCCCGAUUGUUACGGUUAAGUAAACAUCCUUUGGGUGCAAUCAUAUUUUAUUCAACGUAGGGAGACAGUUUUGACAGCACGACUCGAAAUAAAUCACGGGGGUUAGCGUCGGACACACGGAGACAACAGUAGUCACUCAUCAAUCGCCGAACCUCCCAUAAGAACUUAAUAAUUUUAUAAACCAUCAAUUCUAUGGCGCUGACCAAUACAUUGUUGUUGGCCCUUUGCGCCAAUUGGCCGCCGCCGAACACUACAGAAACCACUUUACCGCCGCCGUGGAAAUGGAUUUCUGAGCACAAUGCAAAAUUCAUCAAUAGUUCCGAAUAUCAGUGUGAUCUUAAAAACAACUUUCAGAUUCAAUACGAAAUACUGAGGGGUAAACGGUUGAAAAUCGCAACAUUUCCAAAUUCAAAACCUUUGAGUUGGGUUACAAGAGAAAUCAACGGUACGCUUAUCGGCCACGGGAUUGCAUUUGAAAUUGUGGAAACGCUUCGUCAACGAUAUGGAUUCACAUACGAUGUGGUGGUACCAACAAGAGAAACUUUGUUAAAUGAAAAUGGCAGCAUCAUCUACAUGCUAGUUAAUGGGGAAGUAGAUAUGGCAGCUGCUUUUAUACCAGUUUUGCCGGGGCUGGACGACAUUGUCAAGUGGGGCAUUGAUUUGACUCAGUUUCAAUACGUUGUGCUUAUGAAAAGACCUAAAGAAAGUGCUACUGGAUCUGGUCUAUUAGCACCUUUUGAAAUUGAGGUGUGGUUAUUAAUUUUGAUGUCACUGAUAGCAGUGGGUCCAAUUAUUUACGGCAUUAUGAUGUUAAGACAUAAACUCUGUGGUCACGAUUCAGGGAUAAUAUAUCCAAUACCCACGUGUGUUUGGUUCGUAUAUGGUGCAUUAAUGAAACAAGGAUCAUCUUUGAAUCCAGAUACUGAUUCUGCAAGACUCAUAUUCGCCACAUGGUGGAUAUUCAUAAUGAUAUUGACUUCAUUCUAUACAGCCAAUUUGACUGCGUUUUUAACACUCUCCAAAUUUACUUUACCCAUAAAAAGAAUAGAUGAUAUUGCGAGUAAUGAGUACCGAUGGAUUUCUUCAGAGGGUAGCGCCGUCGAGUACAUCGUCAAGGUGGAUAACGAUCUGAAGCCACUCAAACAAUCAAUGUUUGAGGGAAAUGGUCAAUUUAUGGUUAUAAAUAUCGACGAAAUUGAUACAAUUUUAAAACAUAUUUCGUCAGGAACGUUGCUUCUACACGAUAAGAAUUGGUUAAAUUUUUUAAUGUUGCGCAUCGAAAGGUCAAUAACGGAUGACAAGGAACGGUGUCGCUAUGUGUUGACUACAGAUCCAUAUUUGACAAGAUCAAUGUCAUUUGUCUAUCCUAAACACAGUAUUUUACCACCACUUUUCAAUCCAAUAAUGCUGUCAUACAUGGAGUCGGGCAUCGUGAGGCAUUUGCAGACCAAAGACUUGCCGGAGGCGGUCAUCUGCCCGCUGAACCUGGGCAGCAAGGAGAGGCAGCUCCGCAACUCGGACCUGUAUACCACGUACGCGGUUGUGGUGUGCGGGUUCUCGAUGGCCGCGGCCGUGUUCACGCUCGAGCUGCUGUCCACGCGCACCGGUUGGUUCGUGGCCGCCGACCUCGCCCGCCGCUCGCACGAUCCACUGCGCGGUGGCGUGGUCCGGCGCGAGAUCGCGAUUUUCGGCCAGCCGUCAAAGGCCAUGUACCCGUUCAGCCACAGGGACAACGUCAUGAACGCCGCGUCCGCCACGCAUUUUCCCUUUCGCGGAUCGUCGUCCUCGACAUCGUUGCCGUCAUCGUCGUCGUCGCCGUUUUUGUUGUUGGACGGCAAAUCGUCGUUGCGGCGAUUUCAGUACUGAUCAACCGCUGCAGGCUGAUAUAUAAUAAUAUUCCUAGCUGUAUAUAACCCGACUUUGCCCGUGAGAAAAUAACAAAAAAAAAAAUACAGUGCUAUUUUAUUGGUGUCGUACCUCGGUUUUAGCUAGCUGUGUUGACAUACCUCAGACACGGGAAAAUUACAACCGGUCUAUCUCGCUUUGUGAACUAAUUCCAUCGAAAUGGGCAAUCCACCAGCGGUGGUACUCAAACAAUUGAUAGUCCAAUCUCAGUUUUAAAACAUUUCAUAAAUUAAUUUACAUAAUAUUAUACUUUGUGUAGGUAUAAUUCAAUAAAAUAUUAUUUUAUAUUAUUUUGCACGGGGCCCCGCAAUUUGUAACGCCGGCCCUGUUCAUAAGUCUUAAGUUUUAUUUACCACCGUUAAAAAAUAUUGAAAUGCAUAUGCACAAUAUAACAUUUGUAAAUAUAAUUGUGUGUAUAAAACAUAAUAAUAUAGGUACUUUAAACAUUUCAAGUACAGGUCACGAAUAAUAUUUUUAAAUUACAACAAAAUAACUGAAAUCGAUCUUCUUCGUUACACUCUACACCUUCUGUAUAGUAGUAUAGUAAAGAAGUUACAUACUUUACGACUUUUUUUAAACUAAUUUAUUUUAGAUGUAUAUUUUUGUUACUUAUUUGAAUAAAUAUAAAUUAUAUAAUAUGGUGAACUUUAAAUUUAAAUAAUAUAAUAUAGAUUUUGAAAAAUUAUAAAGAGAGUGGAUUUUUAACACAACAACCUAAUAAAUACUGUGUGGUUUUGUCCUGUAUUAUAUUUUAUGUGCAAUAUAUUUGAACUCUCUAUAUUAUA